CGGCGCUCGCGCCGGCAGAGUGGUUUGCGUCCUCCGGUCCCACACGUGCUGCGCACCGUUUCCUCGGGUAACCUUUGCCUGCGUGACAAGUAGGCUCCCCUGCAGGUACUGGGGCCUUAGGGUCCGUCCGGCCUCCCCCGCGGGCUGCGCGAUGGCGGAAGCAGCGCCAGGAGCCAGCGGAGAGGCCAUGGCGGCGCUGGUGGCGGCGGAGGGUUCCUUUGGCCCGGCAAGCCGGAGUUUCUCCAACUACCGGCCGUUCGAUCCCCAGACCCUGGGCUUCAGCCCGAGCUGGCGGCUGACGAGCUUCUCCGGCAUGAAGGGCUGAGGCUGCAAGGUCCCCCAGGAGACUCUGCUCAAACUCCUGGAGGGACUGACGCGGCCCGCGCUGCAGCCCCCGCUCGCCUCGCUGGUCGGAGGUCCAGAGGAGACGGCGCAGGAAGGGGGCCUGGGCACCAGGCCGGGCCCCAGCUCAGCCCUUCCCUCGCUGAGCAUUGGGAUGGACUCCUGCGUCAUCCCCCUGAGGCACGGCGGCCUGUCGCUGGUGCAGACCACCGACUUCUUUUACCCCUUGGUGGAAGAUCCGUACAUGAUGGGGCGCAUAGCCUGUGCCAAUGUGCUCAGUGAUCUCUACGCCAUGGGCAUCACCGAGUGUGACAACAUGUUGAUGUUGCUCAGUGUCAGUCAGAGCAUGAGCGAGAAGGAGCGCGAGAAGGUAACCCCGCUCAUGAUCAAAGGCUUCCGUGACGCUGCCGAGGAGGGAGGAACCGCAGUGACCGGUGGACAGACAGUGGUCAACCCGUGGAUUAUCAUCGGUGGGGUUGCCACUGUGGUGUGCCAGCAGAAUGAAAUCAUAAUGCCUGAUAGUGCAGUGGUAGGAGAUGUCCUGGUGUUAACCAAACCCUUGGGAACCCAGGUUGCCUCCAAUGCCCACCAAUGGCUGGAUAAUCCUGAAAAAUGGAGUAAAAUCAAGAUGGUGGUUUCCAGAGAAGAAGUAGAGCUGGCCUAUCAGGAAGCUAUGUUCAACAUGGCUACUCUAAACCGGACUGCUGCUGGCUUGAUGCACACAUUUAACGCCCACGCUGCCACGGAUAUCACAGGCUUUGGCAUUUUAGGACACUCUCAGAACCUCGCAAAACAACAAAAAAAUGAAGUGUCCUUCGUCAUCCAUAAUCUGCCAAUCAUUGCCAAGAUGGCUGCCAUCAGCAAAGCCAGUGGACGCUUUGGCCUCCUCCAAGGAACAUCGGCUGAAACCUCCGGGGGAUUACUGAUUUGUCUGCCGAGAGAACAGGCUGCCCGCUUUUGUUCGGAAAUCAAAUCUUCCAAGUAUGGAGAGGGUCACCAAGCGUGGAUCGUCGGCAUUGUGGAGAAGGGAAACCGGACAGCCCGUAUCAUUGACAAGCCUCGCGUGAUUGAGGUUCUACCUCGGGGAGCCACUGCCGCCGCCGCCGCCACUGCUGCUCUGGCUCCUGAUAAUCCCAACGCAGCCUCCGAGCCUAGUUUAUGAAAUGAAAUAGCAGAAGUCGUUGGAAAAGCAGAGCCAUUCCACACGCUCGUGGACUGUUGGCCAGGGUUGACUUUAAGACCUUUGCGAAGGCCGCCUGCGUAGCGAGUGCCUCCAGAUGCCCUUGGUAGUUCCAUCAGAAGCUGCCUGUGUGUACAUCCAGGGCCAGAAGUAACCUUUGGGGGGAAUGUGUGUUCAUCUGUUGAGAGAUUGAGGAGGAGCAGGAAGCCUUUUCCCAAAGCAAGAUGAGACUAUUCCAGGUUUUUCUUUGCACUGAGUUGAUUCAUUUCUGCACAGGGAGUAAGAUGAUUUCAUACCAAAAGAGUAAACUGCAACGUGAAAAGAAAUUUUGAGUUUGGACCAAUAUAUUGAUAAGUCUAAAUUGUUAAAACUCUUACUGAUUCAUUGUCAAAUUCGUUUUAAUUCUUCUGAGAAACCGCCUCUUUUCCUGUUCUGGGCAAGAGUUGAGCAGCUUGCCCAGCUAGGGAAGGAAGACCGCAGCCCCUGACUUGGUCUCUGUCAAUGAUGCCUCUUCCUCUAACUCCUGCUAAGGACUGGAAGAGGCUGAACAAGCCUCAGAGCCAGGUGUUGGUGGUCAUUAAUACACUAAAUCUUAUGCUGAAAAUUCCCGGAGAUUUAGUUAAUAAAGAAAAUUUAUUGCAGCUAAAUAAAUAAAAGGGACUUGUUGGAAAA
Molecule: messenger RNA, 2194 nt
Organism: Microtus ochrogaster (prairie vole)
Lineage: Eukaryota; Metazoa; Chordata; Mammalia; Rodentia; Cricetidae
Product: selenide, water dikinase 2
Biological process (GO): L-selenocysteine biosynthetic process
Cellular component (GO): cytoplasm
Molecular function (GO): selenide, water dikinase activity; ATP binding
Source: RefSeq, a predicted model, not a curated record